Molecule: messenger RNA, 1236 nt
Organism: Iphiclides podalirius (scarce swallowtail)
Lineage: Eukaryota; Metazoa; Arthropoda; Insecta; Lepidoptera; Papilionidae
Source: the annotation of a GenBank genome assembly
AUGUCGCAUAGAAAAUUUUCGGCACCUCGCCAUGGGUCGAUGGGAUUCUAUCCCAAAAAGAGAUCCCGGCGUCAUCGUGGUAAGGUUAAGGCCUUCCCUAAAGAUGAUCCCAGCAAGCCUGUUCACCUUACGGCGUUUAUUGGAUAUAAGGCUGGUAUGACCCACGUGGUUCGUGAGCCUGAUCGUCCUGGAUCAAAGAUUAAUAAGAAGGAGAUUGUAGAGGCUGUGACCAUCAUUGAGACUCCUCCAAUGGUAUGUGUUGGAGUUGUUGGCUACAUAGAAACACCACAUGGCCUUCGUGCAUUGUUAACUGUAUGGGCUGAGCAUAUGUCUGAAGACUGUAGACGUCGUUUCUACAAGAACUGGUACAAAUGCAAGAAGAAGGCCUUCACUAAGGCUAGCAAAAAGUGGCAAGAUGAGCUUGGGCGAAAAUCUAUUGAGAAAGAUUUCAAGAAAAUGAUCCGCUACUGUAGUGUUGUUAGGGUUAUUGCUCAUACUCAAAUGAAGCUACUGAAGCAACGCCAGAAGAAGGCACACAUUAUGGAGAUUCAAGUUAAUGGUGGAACUAUUGAAGACAAAGUAAAAUGGGCUAGGGAACAUCUGGAGAAGCCCAUUCCCAUUGAUUCAGUAUUUGCCCAAGAUGAGAUGAUUGACUGCAUUGGUGUAACAAAAGGAAAAGGCUACAAAGGUGUUACUUCUCGUUGGCACACAAAGAAACUUCCACGUAAGACCCACAAAGGCCUACGUAAAGUGGCUUGCAUUGGAGCAUGGCAUCCUUCACGAGUUUCGUUCACUGUAGCUAGAGCUGGUCAAAAAGGCUAUCAUCACCGAACUGAGAUGAACAAGAAGAUUUACCGUAUUGGACAAGGAAUACACACCAAGGAUGGGAAGGUCAUUAAGAAUAAUGCUUCUACUGAAUAUGACUUGUCUGAAAAAUCUAUCACCCCCAUGGGAGGUUUCCCCCACUAUGGAGAAGUCAACAAUGACUUUGUAAUGAUCAAAGGUUGCUGUAUGGGUCCCAAAAAACGAGUAAUAACAUUGAGAAAAUCUCUGCGUGUUCAUACUAAGAGAGCUGCCCUUGAGAAAAUAAAUCUCAAGUUCAUUGACACAUCAUCUAAGUUUGGUCACGGUCGCUUCCAAACCCCUGCUGAUAAGGCUGCUUUCAUGGGCACUCUUAAGAAAGACCGCAUUCGGGAAGAAGCUGCUGCUACUACCACUCCAGCUGCGCCGCAAGCC